This is a messenger RNA of Lolium perenne, 1340 nucleotides long. RefSeq lists its product as uncharacterized. NCBI's taxonomy places the organism in Eukaryota, Viridiplantae, Streptophyta, Magnoliopsida, Poales, Poaceae. The record is from RefSeq and is a predicted model, not a curated record.
AAUAAUCUAUAUUCAGAACAAGGCAGGUAGCCAACAUUUGGCGUUUACAUUUUUUUGAUUUGUUUUCUUCAAAAAGCAAUUUUAAAAAUGUCCAUUCAAUGUUUUUCUGUUCUAUUGGGCCUGCACAUUAAUUACUUAUUUGCACAAUGGGCCUGUGGGCCUGUGGGCCUUUUCUGUUCUAUCGUGGGAACGUGGGUAAGUGGUACCACUACGUGGAAUCAUUGCCUGGCACCUACAUAAGGAGAAAAACCGGCCAGCGAAAUCCAAAGAAGCAGUUCCUGGGAUGGAUGCGGUUGGUUGUUUUUUCUGUCGUCAACCCCUGGAAAACUGUGGUCGCCGUUCUAACAGGCGUGCAGUUUCCUUCGAAGUUCAGAUGAUGCAGGGAUUUGAAAAUGGAGUGGCUGUGCCUUGCAAAUUCAAGGAGCAAGUUAGUAAGCUUGCAAGUUCAGAGAACUGGAUGGUGGCAAAAUGCCCAAUGAGGGUUUUUGACAUGUAUCUUGAGAAAGAUGGUACCACUACAACAAUUUGUGGUCCAUACUGGAGGUCCCUUGUGAGGUUGUAUGAUAUCCAACUUGGUGAUGUAGUUUCUUUCACCUACAUGGAAGAAGAGAACAGAUUCCAUCUCAAUGUAUACCAAAUUGUGAACACUGACAAGGUAGAGAAACCUUAUGUUAGAGAACAAGUUGUUUAUGAUGUAAUCCCAAGAAUCAGGAUGCAACUCCACAAGACAAUAUUCACAAACAUCAGAGCCAUCACUGAGGAGCAUAUGGCUGCCAUUACCUUUGGCCUGACCAAAGUUGUGUUGGCUGCUCCAAACCAGGAGCUUGAUGAAAAUGAGUUCUAUGAGAGUACAAAGGAGUUGCAGUUCUUUGCUCAUAUUUAUAAUGAGGAAAAUGUGCAAUUUGAUGCCCUGUACCUGAAUCCAAAACCAUUUAACCAUGUCGGCUCCCCUGUCAAUGGAUUUGCACACUUGUGGAAGAGGGACCUUGAAGAGCCUGUUGUAGCCUGGUACCACAUUGAAGGAGAUGAUCACAUUGCAAUUACCAUUGGGUGGGAUAACUUCAGGGAGCAAUCACAUAUUGUUGAAGGAACUCUCCUUCUGAUGAUUGCAACACCAAGGGCUGAAGCAAUUGUUCUGGACUUUGUGGAGAUCAUCAACCCAUGAAGUAUAGGGUCUAGUUGUUAAGUGGUCAUGUGUGACUUGCUGUUUAAUCUAUUUUCUACCAAUCUAUUGUGAUUUGAAAUGUUUAGACUACUGUGGAAUCUAUUGUGAUUUGUAAUGUUUUAGACUACUGUGGAAUGUACUGUGAUUUGCUUGAUGAUAUUAAAUGUGUUUUGAA